Heteronotia binoei (common prickly gecko) is the source of this 3285-nucleotide messenger RNA. RefSeq names its product calnexin (gene CANX). The record is from RefSeq and is a predicted model, not a curated record. The transcript has 15 exons. Gene Ontology annotation, biological process: protein folding. The coding region runs from base 224 to 2062 and encodes 612 amino acids. NCBI's taxonomy places the organism in Eukaryota, Metazoa, Chordata, Lepidosauria, Squamata, Gekkonidae. Gene Ontology annotation, molecular function: calcium ion binding. Gene Ontology annotation, cellular component: endoplasmic reticulum; endoplasmic reticulum membrane.
CGACUGGCCAAUGAAAUACCGAAGAGUGGCUAGGGGCGGGAAGUCAGUGGCUGCCUGAAUCAAUGGGGUAGAAAGCGAGCGAACGGUAGAGGCGGAGCUGGUGGCCGAUAGCAGGGCGGCGAGUGAACGCGCGGGCGGGUGGUGGCUCUUUCUGGAGGGGCACGUGACAAGAGCCAGUGGGACUGCCCGGAGUGCUGAGGCGGGUGGGGAGUACGGCGAGACCAUGAGACUAAACUGGUUGCUGUGUGCAGCAUUGCUGUUAGUUGGAACCUCCAGUAUCCAGGCACAUGAAGAUGAAUUUGACCAUGGUGACGAUGAUGAUGCAAUAGAUGUUGAAGAUGACCUUGAUGAUGGUGUUGAGGAGUUAGAGGACCUGAAACAUGAACCCAGUACUCCUCCUCCGCCCCCAAAGGUAACCUACAAGGCCCCAGUCCCAACAGGAGAAGUUUAUUUUGCUGAGAACUUUGAUAAAGGAACUUUUGCAGGGUGGGUUCUUUCCAAAGCUAAGAAGGAAGACACAGAUGAUGAAAUUGCCAAAUAUGAUGGCAAAUGGGAAAUACAGGAGAUGAAAGAAACAAAACUUCCAGGGGACAAAGGGCUUGUGCUGUUGUCCCGGGCUAAACAUCAUGCAAUCUCUGCCAAACUUACCAAGACAUUUGUCUUUGAUACCAAACCCCUCAUUGUGCAGUAUGAAGUAAACUUCCAAAAUGGGAUUGAAUGUGGUGGUGCAUAUGUGAAGCUGCUUUCCAAAUCUUCUGAACUGAACCUGGAUCAGUUCCAUGACAAAACUUCCUAUACAAUAAUGUUUGGCCCUGAUAAAUGUGGGGAAGACUACAAAUUGCACUUCAUCUUUCGGCACAAGAGCCCAAAGACUGGCAAAUAUGAGGAGAAGCAUGCAAAGCGUCCUGAUGCAGACCUGAAGAACUACUUUACAGAUAAAAAGACUCAUCUUUAUACAUUGAUUUUGAACCCAGACAACAGCUUUGAAAUCCUCAUUGAUCAAAAUGUUGUAAAUAGUGGGAAUCUUCUGUCUGAUAUGACUCCUCCUGUGAAUCCUCCACAAGAGAUAGAGGAUCCAAAUGAUCAAAAGCCAGAGGAUUGGGAUGAGAGAGCCAAGAUUCCUGAUCCAGAUGCUGUUAAACCAGAUGAUUGGGAUGAGGAUGCUCCUGCUAAGAUUCCAGAUGAGGAUGCUGUGAAGCCAGAAGGUUGGUUAGAUGAUGAGCCAGAAUACAUUGCUGACCCUGAUGCAGAGAAACCAGAAGAUUGGGAUGAGGAUAUGGAUGGAGAGUGGGAGGCACCUCAGAUUGCAAAUCCGAAAUGUGAGUCAGCCCCUGGUUGUGGUGUCUGGCAGCGGCCCAUGAUCGACAAUCCCAGCUAUAAAGGCAAAUGGAAGCCUCCCAUGAUUGAUAACCCUAACUACCAGGGCAUCUGGAAGCCCAGGAAGAUUCCAAACCCAGAUUUCUUUGAAGAUUUGGAGCCUUUCAGAAUGACUCCUGUUAGUGCCUUGGGGCUUGAGUUAUGGUCUAUGACUUCUGACAUAUUCUUUGACAACUUCAUCAUCUGUGGAGAUCGGGCAGUGGCCGAUGACUGGGGAAAUGAUGGAUGGGGUCUAAAGAAGGCAGCUGAUGGUGCAGCUGAGCCUGGUGUUGUGGGUCAAAUGAUGGCAGCUGCUGAAGAGCGUCCCUGGCUUUGGGUGGUCUACAUCCUGACCGUGGCUCUGCCUGUGUUUCUUGUCAUCCUCUUCUGCUGCUCUGGAAAGAAACAACCAAGUGCUGCAGAGUACAAAAAGACUGAUGCCCCUCAGCCCGAUGUAAAUGAGGAAGAGAAGGUAGAAGAGAAAGACAAGGGAGAGGCAGAGGAAGAUGAGGAAGAAAUCAGCGAAGAAAAACCAGAAGUGAAGCAGAAGACUGAUGGUGAUGCAGGAACUGCAAGUCAGGAGGAGGAGGAAGAAGAGGAGGAGGAAGAAGAGGAGGAGGAGGAAGAAGAAGCAAGAAAACCAACUGUAGAGGAAGAUGAAACUGCAAAUAGAUCCCCCAGAAACAGAAAACCAAGAAGAGAUUGAAAUAUCCUAAGAACUUGAUCUGGUUAAUUUUCCCCAACAUGGUUUUGGGAGAGGACCUUGGAUACCUUUUGCUGAAACUCAGAAAAACCUCAAGACUUCACCAUCCACAGGUUCCUGUCAAAUACUCUUCAAUGUACAUGAGUGUUUAGCAGUAAAAUAUUCUCAGUUGUGUUUUUAAAUAGAGUAUUCCUGUAGAAAGAGAGUGCAUUUAACACAACCCCGCUAUGGAUUUCUGGAAUGUUACACAAACUAAUAUUUUUUCUUUUGUGUUUAAAUAAUUGUUUUGUUUUAAAUAGAAUGGUAGAUUUGCCAGUCUCAAACUUGGCUUUAAAUUAAUGUAUUAAUCUAUCAAUGAAAAUGAAUAUCACACCAUAGAAAAAUGCUAGCUGGUGUGCAGCUUUUAUAAUUUGUUUUUUUUUUUACAGAUGGACAUUCUUAUACAAUAUUUCUCUGGAUUUGAUCAUGUUAAAGCAAAGUUGUCAGUGCAAUGCAUUAACUUUUCAGAUUCAGUCAAAAGUAGAACGGGCAAUUAAAAUUCAUUAAAAGAAACAAUAUUAAGUGUUCAGAUAUUUUUCCUCCUUUUUCAUUGGAGAAAGAAAACCAUAGGCCAUGAACUAUCCAUGUUGGGGCAUGGGUACCAUCUACUUGAUAACAGUAUUUUCAUUUGGCCUGAUUUUGGGAGCAGGUUUUGAUUUAAGGUACUAAGACUGAGACUGGAUGUUCUUUUUUUUAGCCCUUAAACUCUUCUCAAAACGGAGUGUGUUUUCAUUGUGUUUGGGUUUUCUAUUUUUCUUUCUUGGUUUUGAAAUUCUGUCCUCUGGAUACUGCUUCUGCUGCUCUACAGUUCCUGCAGAAUGCAGCAUGGCUGCUACAGAACACGUAUGUUCAGCUCACUGUUAAGUCUGUUCAGGUUUUUUUUUUCUCAAAAAGUAGAAAUAUUUCUGGGGUCCAAAUGCUGUGGACAGGGCAGUGUUGCUAACUUUCUCAUUGUUGCCAUUGUAUGUACGCUAAUGACAGAGACAAGAUGAGCAAAGCAUAGGCAAGAUGAUCUAAGACUUGCACCCAAAAGCAGAUGUCAGUAUUUGUGGCUAAAGGAGGAGCAUGUAAAACAAAUUGUUGGAUAUAUGUAACAGUUUGAGUCUCCAUCUGCUCUUCGUGUAUCAAACUGUGUUGUGAAUUUAGGGGGUUCCAAUUCCAGCCGAAUAAAUUUUUUUAAAAAAAUG